Messenger RNA from Chaetomium strumarium, 1242 nucleotides. RefSeq names its product GPR1/FUN34/yaaH family-domain-containing protein. The record is from RefSeq and is a predicted model, not a curated record. Gene Ontology annotation, molecular function: acetate transmembrane transporter activity. Bases 403 to 1242 code for a protein of 279 amino acids. The transcript has 4 exons. Gene Ontology annotation, cellular component: plasma membrane. Lineage: Eukaryota; Fungi; Ascomycota; Sordariomycetes; Sordariales; Chaetomiaceae.
GUCCAGACCACUUCCCCGGAAACUGGCACGCUAGCGAUGCAGCUAACAUUAUUGAGCAGAUCAGGUCUAGGAAAUAGACGAAUGGGACUUGGGCAACCGCCGGGGCCGCUCACCAACACGACUAACCAAAGUUCCUCGGGCCGCCGGUGUCACCUCCCCAAGGCGGUACCGUGCGCCACUGCAUACCUACCUAGUAUCAUUGAACCACAGGGAGCACGGUUGAGCAGUGCUACUCUGUGCCGCAGAAUUACACCCGGAGGCGGGGAAUGUUAAAAGGAUGCAGCACCUCAUUGCGACGAACUGUGUCUGUUGAGUCUCAAGAGAAGCUCCUCUUGCUUCUAUUUGAUAAUCACCAUAGCCCUGCCAUUGCCUACACCUCUGCAGUUUAGUUCUCCACCAGAUAUGGCAACCAGCGGCCCCUCGACGGCAACCAACGGAGUCAACAUGGCGGUCGACGAGGAAAAGGGCCUCCACCGGACCCAGACCGGCGUGACGAUGUCGCCCGAGCUGUUCGAGAAACUGUACCUCACGCCCAAGGUGCCGCAUGUCGGCGACUACAACAGGCGCUUCGCCAAUCCCACGGCGCUUGGGUUUGUCGGCUUCGUCAUCUCCACCUUCACCUUCUCCAUCGUCUGCAUGGGAUGGGGCGGCGCGCAGGGGUUCUCGCCGGUCGUGGGAAUCUUCUUCUUCGUCGGCCCCGUCCUCCUCAUCUUCGCCAUGGUCUUCGAGUGGAUCAUGGGCAACUUCUUCCCCAUGAUGGUCAUGGGCCUGUUCAGCGUCUUCUGGCUGAGCUUCGGCAUGCUGCAGCUGCCGACGCUGCAGCUGGGCUCCGCCUACGCGAGUGCCGCCGAUCCCACGGGCCUGGCGUCCCCGGAAUACAACUCGGUGGUGGCGCUGUAUCUGAUCGUCUGGGGAUUUGCCCUGUUCACCUUCUUCAUCUUCACCUGCAAGAUCAACGCCGUGUUUGCCGCCAUUUUCUGCCUCGUCAGCGUCGCCGCCUGGGUGCUUUCGGGUGCGUACUGGAAGCUCAGCUGGGGCGACUAUGAUGCCGCGGGGAAGUUGCAGAAGGCCGGAGGGGCGCUGUUGUUCGUUGUUGCCGCCCUUGGCUGGUACAUGUGCUUCAUCAUCAUGGCCGGGGAGAUGCGCAUCACCCUCAACCUCCCCGUCGGCGACUUGAGCCAUCUGUGGCCCAAGACGGAUGUCGAGCUGGCGGCCGCCGAGCGGAGGGAACACAGAGAUUGA